Protopterus annectens (West African lungfish) is the source of this 2382-nucleotide messenger RNA. RefSeq names its product WRN helicase interacting protein 1 (gene WRNIP1). Gene Ontology annotation, cellular component: nucleus. NCBI's taxonomy places the organism in Eukaryota, Metazoa, Chordata, Ceratodontiformes, Protopteridae. The transcript is spliced from 7 exons. The record is from RefSeq and is a predicted model, not a curated record. Bases 201 to 2090 code for a protein of 629 amino acids. Gene Ontology annotation, molecular function: single-stranded DNA helicase activity; ATP hydrolysis activity; enzyme activator activity. Gene Ontology annotation, biological process: DNA-templated DNA replication; regulation of DNA repair.
AGUGUGUAAUUGAAGUCCGUACACUUUUUGCCUCUUAGAAACUGGUUAAAUUGUUAUCAUACAGCAUUCACAGAACUAUAAAACUAAAACAGCCGUUUAAAUGUGUUAAAUUUACAGCCCCUCGAGCCGGGUUAUUCUAAAGGGUCGUGACCGUAAUUAAACACGUGAGCUUUACUUAUAGACAUUAAGGUAACGACGUAAUGGCGGUAGAAACAACUUCAGCUAGAGUGCAGUGUCCAGUUUGUUGUGUGGAACUGGCUACUGGUAGCAUAAAUGCUCACCUGGACCAGUGUUUACUGCAGACUGAGGUUAAUGGUAUAUUAAAAAUAUCUGACCCCAAACAAGAAGAGCACGCAAUGGUUAAUAAGAAGCGGCGUCUAGGCUCUAGUGACAGUACACCAGGCACGGGUGAAGUUUCCCGUUUGUUUUCUACUGGUAACUCUCUGGAAGAGAGUAAUGAGCAGAGUAUCCAGGCGGACUUCCAGCCAGUAGUAACCAAUUCACUUUUUUCAAUGUUUCAGAAACCUAAAACUGCCUUGUGUUCCGUAACUAGCUCUACUGAAUCUGGAUCCGAGUCCCCAAGGUCUGCAAUAGCAUCUGGGUCCAGAACUUACACAGGAGAGGGGCCCAGAAGAUUUACCCCCAAAGAAGUAGGGGCUUCACCAUCCCAGAAGCCGCAAGCUGCAGCAUCUGCUGUUGCUUCCUUUGGUCCAGGGUUGCAAGGUCCCCAUCCUAAGCAGCAACAGCAGCGGCAUCAUUCAGUAACAGAGAAAUUACGGGGCAAGCCUUUAGCUGAUAAGAUGAGACCCACUACUUUCCAGGAAUACAUUGGACAAGCUAAAGUCGUGGGAGAGAACACGAUGUUACGCACUUUGCUGGAAUCACAGGAAGUUCCUUCGCUUAUUCUGUGGGGUCCACCUGGCUGUGGCAAGACCACCCUUGCUCAUAUUAUAGCAAACAACUGCAAAAAGAGCAGCACUAGGUUUGUCACACUCUCAGCAACAAGUGCAUCAACAAAUGACGUUCGGGAGAUUAUAAAGCAAGCUCAGAAUGAACAGAGACUCACCAAGAGAAAAACAAUCAUUUUUAUUGAUGAGAUUCAUCGUUUCAAUAAACUACAACAGGACACCUUUCUUCCUCACGUUGAAUGUGGAACAAUAACCCUGAUUGGGGCAACAACAGAAAACCCUUCCUUUCAAGUGAAUGCUGCUCUCCUAAGCCGCUGCCGUGUUAUUGUUCUUGAGAAACUGCCAGCCGACGAGAUGGAAAUUAUCCUUAAGCGUGCUAUAGUCUCCCUGGGGAUCCAUAUAGAAGACGAAGAGGAUGAUUGUGAGUCUCUGAAUGUCUGCGGCUACUCUGAACCUCCUGUGUACAUUGAAAAAAAUGCAGUCAAUACUGUUGCACAGCUUUGUGAUGGUGAUGCAAGGACUGGAUUGAAUGCACUACAGCUUGCCAUCCAAGCACGUCUUGCUGCAGAACAUGUGCCACUUUGCCAAAAUAAACAAGGAGGUACUCCCCAGAAGAUUGUGAUAACAGAAGAACAUGUGAAGGAGGGACUACAGCGCUCACACAUUUUAUACGAUCGAGCAGGAGAUGAGCACUACAACUGCAUUUCUGCUCUGCACAAGUCCAUGCGUGGUUCAGAUGAGAAUGCCUCCCUUUACUGGCUUGCCCGAAUGCUAGAGGGUGGUGAAGAUCCUCUUUAUGUUGCACGAAGGCUAGUGAGGUUUGCAAGUGAAGAUGUGGGGCUGGCAGAUCCCCAGGCCUUAACACAAGCAGUUGCUGCUUAUCAAGGCUGUCAUUUAAUUGGAAUGCCUGAAUGUGAGGUACUGCUAGCACAGUGUGCUGUAUACUUAGCUCGAGCUCCCAAAUCCAUAGAAGUCUAUGCUGCCUAUAACAAUGCAAAAGCUUGUGUGAGGAGCCACAAGGGACCACUUCCUUCAGUGCCACUGCAUUUAAGAAAUGCACCUACCAAAUUAAUGAAGAACCUGGGCUAUGGUAGAGAUUAUAAGUAUAAUCCCAAGUUCAAAGAACCAGUGGAACAGGAUUACCUACCUGAAGAGCUGAAAGGAAUUAACUUCUUCAGAUAAUGAAGACAAUAAUUGCAUAAAGAAAGUAUGAAGACUAUCUGCCAAAGAAAAUCAGCCUGUAACCACAUUUUUUUUUCUUUUCAGCAGUAUAGGUGUGAGUUCAGGCUACAGUAUGUUUUGUCCCAAAAUCCUUUUUAACUAAAUCAAAAUAAUAAAAUUAGGGGAUGGUGUUACUGGACACUCAAACCCUAAUACUGAGUUACACUUAGCACAGUGAAAAAAGUGUGAUGGACUCCAAAUGAUCAACAUUUUAUAAGCAGUUACUAUGUCUCAGAUAUUAAGACACUAAAAA